UAAGACCAAGAUAAUUGAUCCAAAAUAUGUUGAUCUUGGUGAUUUUCGUUGUGUUUUUUCUCUUAUCAAUGUUUUAGGCCAAAGUGUCGUUAACAUAAAGGGAACAUGCCGUAGGUCAACAACAUGACAGAUAUGACGAAAUGUCCAGGCGACCCUGACCCACCUCAUGGAACGGAACUCAUCACCACGAAGGAGGUCCCAGACUGCGUGUUGGAGGAGGUAGGCUUGCAGCUAGUGGAGCCGGAGCCUUAUGUGAAGAGGAAGCGAUGGGGAGCGAUGGAUCCUGUGAAGCCUCCAGUGUUCAGGGAUUGCCCUCCAAGCCGCAUAGUGGUCGUGGACACCGGGACAAGCCAGUGUAAGACAUUGGAGCAGUGUAGCUUGGUCCUUCAACAACAUCAGGAACAAACCAUAUACGAGGGAGGACAGAGCGACCUACCUUACAAUUUCAUGGUGGGAGGCGAUGGGAGAGUGUAUGAAGGAAGAGGAUGGAGAGCGAAGAUUGCCUUGCCAGAAACAUUCGCAGAAGAGUACGAAGACGACAUCAGCUUCAUAAUAGGACUUAUUGGAGACUUUUCCUCAUCAGAGCUAGAAAUUUGUCCUCCAGAGAAAAUGGUGAAGGCAAGAAGACAGUUUGUUCUCCUCGGGAAAGACGUUGGUAUCUUCGAUAGGGAAAUCGAAAUUUGGACUGAACUACAGUGGAAAGUUUGA
Macrosteles quadrilineatus (aster leafhopper) is the source of this 708-nucleotide messenger RNA. RefSeq names its product peptidoglycan-recognition protein 1-like. Bases 124 to 708 code for a protein of 194 amino acids. The transcript is spliced from 4 exons. Gene Ontology annotation, biological process: peptidoglycan catabolic process. Gene Ontology annotation, molecular function: N-acetylmuramoyl-L-alanine amidase activity; zinc ion binding. Lineage: Eukaryota; Metazoa; Arthropoda; Insecta; Hemiptera; Cicadellidae. The record is from RefSeq and is a predicted model, not a curated record.